AUGGUGGGACCCACCUGUCUGACCCUUGGUGCAUUUUUUGCCCCCCGCCCCCAGGAACGGCUCCAGGAGCUGAAGGCUUCGGGAGGAGGUCACAUGUUUUUCAUGAAGACAAUCCAGGACCUGAGUGGGAAAGACGGCGAUCUCAUUCUGGUGGAGUGGAGUGAGGAAAAUCCCCCAUUCAUGAACCAGGUUGGAAUGGCAUCCCACAUCCAGAACUACUACAAAAGGAAAAUUGGGAAGGACACUGGGCCUCCUGCCUACAAAUAUGGGAACCUUGUGUUCUGUUCAUCCUCCCCCUUUUUGGGGAAAUUCCAUCCUGGGCAGUUCUUGCAGGCUAUAGAGAACAAGCUUUUCCGGGCUCCCAUCUACCCACAUCAGAUGGCAGACACUGACUUUCUGGUGGUGGUGACAAAGGAAGGCUGCUUUCUGAGGGAGGUGAAGGACAUAUUCAUUGUUGGGCAGCAGUGCCCGCUGGACGAAGUUCCUGCCCCCAACUCAAAAAUGGCGAAGGAUUACAUCCAUGGAUUCCUCCAGGUAUUCGUGUACAGGCAGUUUUGGGCCAGUCCUUUCAGGCCUCGGAGGAUCCGCAUGGAGCACAUCCGCCAGGCCUUUCCCAAACUUGCUGAGAGCAGCAUCCGAAGGCGGCUCACCAAGUGUGCAGAUUUCCACCGGACAGGUGAGGACCCGGCCUGUCGCGGGGAAGGGCUCUAUUUCAAUUGGUGGGUGCUGAAGCCUGGAUUCCGCUUACCCAGCGAAGAGGAGCUGAGGGUCAUGAUGACCCCAGAGAAAUGCUGUGCCUUAUACAGCAUGCUGGCCGCCCAGCAGCGUCUCAAGGUGACUGACCCCUGGCUCGGCAGGCGAGAGGAAGAUGCCGGCUACGGGGCGGUGUCCCUCCUGGCCACGGAGGAGAACAGCACUGAGGGCGCGGGCCUGGAGGAUGAGGUCCGGGCGGCCCCGUGGAACACGACGCGGGCCUUCCUAGCGGCGACCAAGGGCCAGUGUUUGCUGGAGGUGACGGGAGCGGCCGACCCCACGGGCUGUGGCGAGGGCAUCUCCUAUGUCAGACUCAAGAUGGACAAGAACAGCGUGUGGGGACCAAGGGCCGGGGCGCAGGAAAUCCCCAGGGGUAGAGGAUGCGGGCCGGGGACAGGCCGGGAGCGACGCUUCGGUAGUGGAGAAAGGGGCGUGCGCCCGGGUUACGGGGGGCUGGGCCGUGAGAAUCGCAGGACGGGGAGGGAUGAUGGGGAGGUUAAGGACCCCGCGCCCGAUCUCCCGCUGCAGCAGGAGAACAAGGUCCGCCUGGAGGGAGCGAGGCUGAUGGGGACGGACGCGGACCUCCGCCGGCUCACGCUGAAGAAGGCCCAGAAGCUGCUGAGAGUAUUUGGGGUCUCGGAGGAGGAGAUCAGAAAGCUGUCCCGCUGGGAGGUGAUCGCCGCGGUCCGCGCCCUCUCCACCAAGGAGCUGAACUCGGGCGCCAACUCCAGAGACCUCACCAAGUUUGCGCGCACGUCCCAGUCCUCGGCGGCCGAGCAGCAGAGGCACUUCCAGCAGGAGGUCCAGAGGGUUUUUGACCUGCAGAACAGGGUCCUGGCUUCCACCGACGUGCUGUCCACCGACACGGACAGUGAGACGUCGGACGAAGAGAACGCGCACAUGCUGGACAACAUGUGCCACGAGAUCGAAGACCUCCUGGAGGGCAAGACCAACCCUCAGAAGCUGCAGAGACAGAAGGAAAAGCAGGAGUACCAGGAGCUGCAGCAGCUCUUGCUCGGACAUGGCGGUGCUCCUCCCCAAGAAAAAGAUCAGGGCCCAACCCCCUCACGCUCUGAAUUUCUGGUUAUCUAUCGAACGUAUGUGGACGAUUCAGGGAAGGAAUACGAACGGAAGGAGAUAGUCCGGGAUCCAGCGGUGAUCAAAGUCUACAUCCAAGUGAAGACCACCAAAAACGAAGACUCCAUCCGGCAGUUCUUCCAUGCUGAUGAGCAGAAGCGGCAGGAACUGCGCAAAGAGAAGAAGAGACUCCAAGACAGACUUCGCCGGAUGCGCAUCGCCAACCAAAGGGAAAAGCAGAAGGAACAACUUCCCCCGGGGAAGCUUCCCAAGCCGGAGGCCCCUAAAUCUAAUCUCGUAUGUGGAGCCUGUGGGUCCCACGGACACAUUAAGACAAACAAGUCUUGCCCAGAGUACUGCCCACCCAAGGACCUGGGCCCCAGGCUCAAAGUCAUGACCCAGGAGCAAGAGGAGAGAGAACUGGCUAAGAGACUCCCUCAGGAGUCCCUCAUCAAAGUCCAAGAAACCAAAAUUUUCAUGAAGAGGAAGCUGUUUGAAACCAUGAAUGAGGUCCGGAGGGAAACCCUGAAGGUGAAGGUUGAGAAACGGCCCCAGAGGAACCCCACUCCUCACCCAAAGAGGAAAUCUGUGCAUAUUGACGAUAAGGAAAGCUUAAGCUGCAUCAGGCAUCCGUGCCAGCCUGCCCUUCCUUGCCCUCCAACCAGGAGGGCAUCUUCUUGUCCCAAACCGCCCGGGUUUCCUUUGAAAAGGAGCGAGCAGCUUCCUUCUGUAAAAUCCACAGCCAAUCCCCCUCAGAAGACUCCGCCAUCUCCAGCCAAGGGAGUGCAGAGUGAACCUGAAGCACCCUCACUUCCUCAGCGUAAAAGCUGGGGUCUCCAAAACUGGCUCCCGCAAAAGGACAGGAGUUUAGCCUGUCCCCAGAAAAAAAAGCUAGAUAGCGUGGCUCGGACUCCUCCACACAAGGCAGAUCGAAUCCCUCCUGUGAGAGAGUCUCAGGACUCCCCAGGCUGUUCAAAACCAUCUGGUCACGGGUACAAGAGGCCCAGAAACUCUCUGUACCAGUCGGGCCAGGAAGAGACCCAGGAGUUUUCCAAGAGCGUUUCCCAGGAUGGACCCAAUAGGUCAUGUUGGAGCUCCCCGCUGUUCAAGGACUCCCAGAAACCAGAUCCAGGGGCUUCUUCUCAGGACAGAAGCCCAGAUGGUCCGUCCCAGAAGCAUCGUGACAGUAUUUUGUACGAGGACCUCCAAGUUUCUGACACAGAUGAGAGUGAAGAAAGUGAAGAGAGUGAAGAAAGUGAAGAGGAAGAGGAAAUCUAGAAUGAAUAAAGCACC
Molecule: messenger RNA, 3123 nt
Organism: Sarcophilus harrisii (Tasmanian devil)
Lineage: Eukaryota; Metazoa; Chordata; Mammalia; Dasyuromorphia; Dasyuridae
Product: transcription initiation factor TFIID subunit 1-like
Exons: 16
Coding region: 1-3108 (1035 amino acids)
Biological process (GO): transcription by RNA polymerase II; RNA polymerase II preinitiation complex assembly
Cellular component (GO): transcription factor TFIID complex
Molecular function (GO): RNA polymerase II general transcription initiation factor binding; histone acetyltransferase activity; TBP-class protein binding
Source: RefSeq, a predicted model, not a curated record